Eublepharis macularius is the source of this 3551-nucleotide messenger RNA. RefSeq names its product FHF complex subunit HOOK interacting protein 2B (gene FHIP2B). The transcript is spliced from 17 exons. NCBI's taxonomy places the organism in Eukaryota, Metazoa, Chordata, Lepidosauria, Squamata, Eublepharidae. The record is from RefSeq and is a predicted model, not a curated record. The coding region runs from base 41 to 2263 and encodes 740 amino acids.
UCCCGCAGCAAUCCUGCCUCCCUUCUCCUUCCGUACAGCCAUGGCCCUGCUCGGUCGCCUGGGCGCCCUCCUGCAACGGGCAGUGGCGACGGAGGAGCCAGAUAUCGACCUCCUGGCAGCCUUCACGGAGCACUGGAAGGGGCUCACCCACUACUACCUGGAGACCACCGAUGAAAAUAAGCCAGCAAAGCAGACGGACAUCCCCUGGCAUUUGAAACAGAUGCUGGACAUCCUGGUGUAUGAGGAGAAGCAACAACCCCCAGGGGAGACGGGACCCUGCUUGGAGUAUUUGCUUCAGCACAAAACACUAGAGACUCUCAGCACUCUAGGAAAAGCUGAGUACCCUCCGGGAAUGAGAUCUCAGGUGCUUCUGUUCUUCAGCCGUCUGUUGGGACAAAUGCAGUGUCCUUUGCUGCAUUACUUGAGUGUGUACAGGCCUGUUCAGAAACUCCUUCAACUGGGCCCUGAGCUUGAGAAGGAAAUGAUGCAGUUUAUUGCUGUUUUGUGCACCAAGAUCAGACAGGAACCUGCUCUGCUCCCCUAUGUUCUUGAGGGCAAGCACAAGGGCAAGCAUGUGGCAAAUGGCCAGAAUGUGGAUCAGCCCUUCCAACCACAGGAAGCAACAGCUGAGUCCUCAGACCAUGUGAGCAAGGAGAUAGACCCUGUGAAGCAGGGCGAGAGGCUGUGCCCAGGGAUGGAUCCUUGUGGGGUGUCACUUGUGGAACCGGCCUCCUCUGCAGCGAACCUGGUGACCUCUCUGAUCAAUUUGUGCAAGAGCAAGAAGAGGAAGGUUGCUGUAAAAGCUCAAGAGAAUCUACUGCUCCUUACCAGUAUUGAUCAUCCAACGGCUUCUCUGGCCCUGGCCCAAGACAGCAUGCUGUGCCCAUUGGUGGCUGGCUAUCUCUGCUUCCUGUAUGAUGCCGUCCCUGCUGAUAUUGACCCUGCCAAUGUUGCCAUGCUUCAGCCAGUCAGUUGGAGGUUGCAGGGCAACUCUGCUGAGGAGAACUCCUUUCUAGAACAACUAGACCUAGAAGUUUUCUUUGCCUGGCUUGACUUCUGUGAUUGCCUUGUAAAAGGAGCUCCUCCGACUGUUGCCCGUCUUCUAGCAGAGGCAGUGGGACAGAGGCUCUUCGUGGGACGUCUCCAGCCUCAGCUCCUGCAGAUGUCGGAAGAUGGCAUUCUUCUCUCGACAGCCAUUCUUACUGGCCUGGUGAGACAAAUCCGUGCUCCUGCCCUCAUCCAGGAGUUGGUGGUAUUUCUACUGAGGACUGGAAGGGAGCCUGAAGUGCUUGAGGAUCCUGACCACCAGCCGUACCACUGUCUGUGCUCCCAGCUGAUUGAGCGCUGCAACCAUCUGUCUGACGAGAUCAGCAUAGUCACCUUAAAGUUCUUUGAGGAGCUGCUUCAUCUUCCUGACCCGCGCAUCCUACAGAGCUUGGUGUUGCACAACCUGGAGGAGCGCCGCUACAUCUUGAAAAUCCCAUCUGUGCAGGAAGAACACAGCAGCCAAGAGCAGGAGCCCUGUGAGGAUGGGCUCAGAGAACUGGAAGAGGAUCCCUAUUUUGUAGAUGGAUUCCCAGCUGUGGGUUUCCAAGCCUCAAGAAAGCCAGCAGUCCCUGCUCCAAAGCAGCCUGUCCAAUCUGAAGAGAAGAUGGAUGUAAAGGAGGUUGUUAACAGCUUCCUUUGCUUGGUUCCUAGUGAGGCAAAGACCUCUGCCUACCUGGAAGAGGGAGGUUAUGACACUUACGUCCAUGAUGCUAGUAGAAUGUUUGGGGAAUGUCUCACUAACACAUCCCACUGGAACUGGCCCCAGGCUUCUCAGCCUCUGGAAAGUUGUCUUGCAGGAUCCCACUUCUAUGAGGGCCAUUUCCUGAAAGUGUUGUUUGACCGAUUGGCACAGAUCCUGGAUCAGUCCUAUGCAGUGAACCUGCAAGUAACAUCAGUCCUGUCCCGCUUGGCCCUCUUUCCACACCCUCACCUCCACGAAUACCUCCUGGACCCGUACCUGCCCCUGGCCCCAGGCUGUAGGACUCUCUUCUCAAUGCUGAUCCGGGUGAUUGGAGACCUGAUGCAGAGAAUCCAAAGGGUACCAGAUUUCCCAGCCAGCUUGUUGCUGGUUCGGAAACGUCUACUGGGCCUGGUGCCUGAAGAUCAGCAGAUCAGCCACCAAAUGCUGCUGGAGGGGGUGGUCGUGCUUGAGGAAUUCUGCAAGGAGCUGGCCGCCAUUGCCUUUGUGAAAUCUGUGCCAAAGGGCACCCUCUGAUGCACAGAAACACCCACGCCUAAGACACAGGUGCCGCUUCAGCCAAGAAGGGCAAGGGGCCCUGAAUGCUACAACCCACCAACUUUGUUCUCCAAACCUUUCCAGGGCGUUCUGAAGUUUUGGCUUGCAGCCAGGCCAGGCUAAAGCACUAGUGGCAGCGGUGGGCUCUGUGCACUUGGAACUCUAGCAGUUACUUGCAAAGCUGGGAACAACAGUGACAGUUCUCUCUCCCAUGGAAAAGAAGAAACUGUCAUCCUGCAGGACCCUCUUUGAGUCCCACUCUGCCCUUGGGUGAAAAAGGCUGGCUCAGGAUCAGAAGGACCCCCAAAGGGGUGAGAGCUGGCACUAUUAUGACCACUUGAGCAAAGCUAAUAGUCGGUCACAAGGGCAGUGGUCAAAGCAGAUGUGACUACCUCUCCUCCCUCCCUGCCUUAGCAAUGGGCUGCUGUCCUGACACCAGCACCGGAGGACAUUAAUGACACCUUCCUUGUUCUUUAUUUUUCCUCUUUCUGCUGAAGGAAGAGAUUGGUAGGAGCUGCUUUAAGGAUCUGUCUUGUUUUAUUUAAUGGCCUUUGGCAGUAGCUGAUCUGCUUUUCUUGCCUCUUCCCUUGCCACUCUUCCUGGUCCUGCCUCCCCAGGAAGAUUUUUUUUGCUUUCUCUGUAUCUUGUGUUCUAUCACAGAGCCUACAAAGACUCAGCCAGCAAACAGUGGCCCUAAACUUUCUGAACUGAGUGGAGCAGACAGAAAUUGGGGGUGGAGAAAUCACCCUAGUCUGUUACUAGGACUUUUACUUGGACAACUACUCUUCAAGUGCAAUAAAUGAUAGCAGAGGAAACUGCAUCAAGCUAAAACAAAGUGAGCAUCUUAAAUCUUGCAGUUUUCCCCAUUUACAGUGCUGAUCAUAUGGAAGAUUUGUCCUCAGUGCCUCAAAUAAACAGCAAGCUGUGGCAGAAAUCCUACAGAAAUCACUCACAGUAGUAAGAUAAACCUGUAGCAACCUUGCAAGAAACUUGGGAAAGAUCAUUUUCCAUUAUGAAAUGCAAGGGGGCACUAGUAAGUGGGGAUCUAGCUGUGAAUGGGGAUAAAGGCUGAUGAGUUGAGCCUGAGAAGGAUCCCGUUCUUCAGAUACUCAUCCUUGACCUUGACCAGAAGGCCUUGCUCUGCAACUCCGGAGAUUUCUUCUUUGAGCAGUGGCCUGUGGCCCCAGUUAUCACUACCACGUUGAAACAGACGCCAUCACUUUGCUCUGGCUCCCUGGCUAGGUGCCUGGCCCAAGCAAUCCCUUCC